Messenger RNA from Spinacia oleracea (spinach), 1464 nucleotides. RefSeq names its product double-stranded RNA-binding protein 1. Bases 425 to 1234 code for a protein of 269 amino acids. NCBI's taxonomy places the organism in Eukaryota, Viridiplantae, Streptophyta, Magnoliopsida, Caryophyllales, Amaranthaceae. The transcript has 5 exons. The record is from RefSeq and is a predicted model, not a curated record.
AUCCGGGUACACCUAGCCGCCUAGGUGUAGCUAACAAAGUUGCACCCUGUUAUGUGCCACAAUGUCUUUUACUGUCAUUUUAAUUAGAAUAUUAACUCACUGUCAUUAAACUAUCAUUACAUAUAAUAUCAGGAAGCAACAAACCCAUGAUUGCUUCUGGAAAGUAUCUCAGUAACUUUAAGGUGAAUGCAAGGACAAUAUUUUUGACAUUGUGGACAUGUGUUAUAAUUCAGACAUUUUACAGUUGGUAAUUAGUACAAGUACAAACACACAAGAAGCAUUUCUUCCUCUCCCUUCAAAACCAAAUAAAAGUGUCAAAGUGCUUCAGAUCAGAGUCCCUCAACUGUGAAUCCCUAUCCGCUCUUUCAGUUAAACCUUGCAAUCAUACUGAAAAACAGAGGUUGACAAACAAGAAAAAGUAACUAUGUACAAAUCAAAGUUACAAGAAUUGUGCGUAGUGAAAUCGUGGACAUAUCCAAAAUAUUCACCCAUCAAGGAUGGCCCUGAUCACAAUCCGCGCUUCAGAGCCUCAGUGUUCGUCAAUGGAGCCACCUUUGAUUCACCCACUUUCUGCAAGUCGGUGAAAGAGGCUCAGAAUAAAGCUGCUGAGGCGGCCUUGAUUCAUUUCAUCUCUCUGUCUUCUGCUCGCUUUCCAUACAGUCUACCUCCAGGCCAUGUAACCUCCGAAGAUGGAUUUAAGAUGAUGGAAACCAAUAAAAGUAUACUUCCUGCUGAAGCCAAAGAAGUCACCAAGAAAAAGCCAGAGUUAGAGAAACAAGAAGAGCACAAGAGCAAUACUUCCGUUGUGGUCAGAAGUUGCAAUUUCAAGACCUCACAGUCUGUUGCUAAUCUACAGGAAAGAGAGAUUGAAGCUUCCGAACUUGAUAUGAAUUCACUGUCCCUUGAAAAAUCUCCACAGGACACUGGACCUAAGUCAGCUCAAGGAGGGGCGGCUUCCGAAUCCAUAAAGCAUCCAAAGAUCAAUCCUGCAGAAGUUGGUUCUCCUUCUCUCAAGGGUGAAGGGAAAUUGAUGAGGGAAAAAGCUGAAAAAUCAUCUGAUUUGAAGAAGGAGAAAGAUCCUGAAGUGAGCAGUUACUUGCUUUCCAACCGCAUCAGAGUUUACUCGUAUGUUCCAGAAAUAGCUAAUCUUCCCAAGGGGGUAACUGUGCUGCAAGUUUGUGAGAACAAAUGGGUUGCUAUGAGCCUGGAUUUCCCAAACGAGAAAGGCAAAUAAUGUUUUAAUUGAUGAAUUACUUCAAUUUCUAUCUGGAUGGUGGAUAUUAAUUCGAAAAACCUUGUUUGACAAACAGCUGAUGGGAGAAAGGAAUAAGACUUGUUUGUAACUUUAUAUGGAGGACCAGGUUGUGUGAACCAUAUAUUCUGUUUUGAAUUGUUGGCUUUAAUUAUCUAUGUUUGUCACCUUGACUUAAGGCGAUGAAUGAAGCUAGUAUGUUUAUCCAGGAA